Molecule: messenger RNA, 548 nt
Organism: Penaeus chinensis
Lineage: Eukaryota; Metazoa; Arthropoda; Malacostraca; Decapoda; Penaeidae
Exons: 3
Coding region: 136-417 (93 amino acids)
Source: RefSeq, a predicted model, not a curated record
UCUUCAACCGCGGUGUCGUCUGUCAGGGGGAAAUUAAAAUCGUCUGCCGAAAAUAAGGAAUUGGACUUCUUGUUUCAGAAUUAAACUAGAAAAGAAUAUAAAAAACACUUGUUAUCAUUUGAAGGGUAUCACGCCAUGUCAAUCACCGAAAGAGUAUUAGGGACUCUUGGUUUAGCGGAAAGAGGUGGAUCCAAUGGCAAGGAACCAGAAGACUGUUUAGGGUGUCGCCUUGUCGGAGGAGGAGGCUGUCUGGGGGCCUCUGUAUAUGUUGUAUACCAUGGUUCCAAAAACAGUCAUCCAGUUGGACGGAUUUUCACAUUUCUAUUUGCAGGAGCCCUUGGAGGAAUAGGCGUCUCAAGACUGUUUGGACUUCCACCAUUUAAAAAGAAACAGCAGACUGACAUUACAGCUCAGUGAAUAGGAAUUGUGCUGUAAUUGUUCUCUCCAUUAAAUACAAUUUGUAAAUGUAAAUACUGCUCUGAAUCUGGUCUUAAUCUUAUGUGAUGUUUGUAGGAAUAUUUGAAACCAAUUAAAAGAACACUUUUUUU